AUUUAAACACAAUUAAUUAAUAUACGGACAACAUGGAAUUUAGCAGCGAUGACAACAGACAGCGCCAGCAAGACGAGAUCAUGGCUCUGCAGGCCAUAUUCGGCGACUCAUCGGUAGAGCUAGACCAAACGGCUGGACACAGCUCUUAUUUGUUGCACGUACCACUGGACUGUAUCGAGGCCCAGGCAGAUAUUCGCUUCCACUUACCGGCAACGUACCCGAGUGACGAUCCGCCGAUAUUUGAAUGGAUCGGUGCAAUCGACCUGAGGGCCAAGCACGGCGAGCAAACGCCCGGCUAUAUAUAUCCCAUGAGACAGCUCGCACUCAGUGCCAGUAUACACAGCAAUAUAGAGCAGGAGCUACACCGGAUGUGGGACGAAGACAUGUGCCGUGACGUGGUGGUAUUUAGCUGGGUGGCAUGGCUGGACGGCUAUUUGUCCGAGCACUGGCCACAACCCUUGGACCCCAUAGCAUUGCCCAAAGAGGCGGAGCCCAAAUCCACAAGCAAUACUGGCACACCAGAUGCCCAGGCAGUAAACGGCAUUGAUUUUAGCAAACCACUGGUGGCCAGUUCUCACGUUGUUAUUAGUGGAUCUAGUGUUCCAGAAAUCUACACGGGGGCUGCGCUGGAGAUGAAAAAGAGCGUUUUUGUUGCGCACGUUGCGCGGGUGAAGAGCGCCGAAGAUGUGCAAAAUGUGCAUGAUGCGCUUUUGCAGGAUAGAAAAAUUGCCCAGGCCACACACAACAUCCUAGCUUACAGAAUUCAGCUGGAAAAUGGCUCUAUUAGUCAGGAUAACGAUGAUGACGGGGAGACGGCGGCUGGAAAGCGGCUGGGACACUUGCUGCAACUUUUGGAGGUUGUCAACGUGAUGGUUGUGGUCACUCGGUGGUACGGUGGAACGCAUUUAGGACCUGACCGGUUCAAGCUUAUUAAUAAUGCGGCCCGACAGGCACUAGAAACAGGCGGCUUUAUUUCCAACCAACCUAAGACCCCCGCUACGCAAUCCAAACAGCGCGCCAGUAAUAGCAGGUAGCUUGAGCAAUUUAUAUAUUUAAACUCGUUUUGCCAACCU
Messenger RNA from Kickxella alabastrina, 1073 nucleotides. RefSeq names its product ribosomal protein S5 domain 2-type protein. Lineage: Eukaryota; Fungi; Kickxellomycota; Kickxellomycetes; Kickxellales; Kickxellaceae. The record is from RefSeq and is a predicted model, not a curated record. Gene Ontology annotation, molecular function: protein binding. Bases 33 to 1034 code for a protein of 333 amino acids. The transcript has a single exon. Gene Ontology annotation, cellular component: cytoplasm. Gene Ontology annotation, biological process: regulation of translational initiation.